CGUCCCCCGCUCGGUCUGGCCGCUCGCGCAGCUGCUCGGCUCUCGCUAUAUAAAGGGGCGAAGCGGGCAGAGCGGGCGGCUGGCGGCGGCGGCUGCAGCCCCAGGGCCGGCGAACGAGGCCGGGCCAGGCCGCGGGGCUGCCCGUGAGCCCGGGCGGGACGUGCGGGCUUAGGGGGGACGCAGCCGGGCAGGUUUAUUGUUUUAGGGGCGACUCCCCCCCCCGCGGUUGGGGGCGUCCCGGGGGGCUCGGGACAUGGCGAGCUCGACUAACACAAACCCCGUGCCUAAAUUGUACAGGUCUGUAAUUGAAGAUGUCAUUAAUGAUGUCAGAGAAGUUUUUCUGGAUGAAGGAGUGGAUGAACAAGUUCUUAUGGAACUCAAAACACUGUGGGAGAACAAGCUGAUGCAGUCCAAGGCUGUAGAUGGCUUCCAUUCAGAAGAGCAGCAACUUCUGUUGCAGGUGCAACAGCAGCAGCAGCAACAGCAGCAACAACAGCAUCAUCACCACCACCAUCACACACAACCUCAGCCUCAGCAGACUGUGCAGCAGCAGACUCAGCCACAACAGGUUCUUAUUCCAGCAUCUCAGCAAGCACCUCAGCAGCAGGUUAUUGUGCCAGAUUCCAAGCUGAUACCGCACAUGAAUGCAUCGGGCAUGAGUGCUGCUGCUACUGCAGCUACGUUGGCUCUCCCUACUGGUGUUACUCCUGUUCAGCAGAUACUUACAAAUUCAGGCCAGAUCCUCCAAGUAGUUAGAACUGCAAAUGGAGCUCAAUAUAUCAUUCAGCCACAGCAGCCAGUUGUUCUACAGCAGCAGGUCAUACCACAAAUGCAGCCUGGUGGCGUACAAGCACCUGUUAUACAGCAGGUUUUGGCUCCAAUUCCUGGAGGGAUUCCCCAGCAGACAGGAGUGAUUAUUCAGCCUCAGCAGAUCCUGUUUACAGGAAAUAAAACUCAAGUUAUACCUACAACAGUGGCUGCCCCUACAACAGCUCAAGCACAGAUUCCUGCAGCUGGUCAGCAGCAGCCACAGCAACAACAGGCACAACCACAAGCACCACUUGUUCUCCAAGUUGAUGGAGCAGGAGACACAUCAUCUGAAGAAGAAGAAGAUGAGGAAGAAGACUAUGAUGAUGAUGAAGAGGAGGACAAAGAAAAAGAUGGAGGUGAAGAUGGCCAGGUCGAAGAGGAGCCUCUUAACAGUGAAGAUGAUGUGAGUGAUGAGGAAGGACAAGAACUGUUUGAUACGGAAAAUGUUGUUGUGUGUCAGUACGAUAAGAUCCAUAGAAGUAAAAACAAAUGGAAAUUUCAUCUCAAGGAUGGCAUCAUGAAUCUUAAUGGAAGAGAUUAUGUAUUUUCCAAAGCCAUUGGGGAUGCAGAAUGGUGAAGUUUUUAAGACAAACAAAACAAAAACUCCCUGUAAAAGGAAAAAAUGUUCAAAAGCAGGAAAGGUUGAGACUUGGACAUAUUCUCCAACCAAAAUGUGUUUCUGCACAUGAAGCAUAAACAAAAGUAUUGGAACAAAGGUAAAAUGUGGCAACAAAGACACUACUUCAGAUGAGCAAGCCAUGGACUGUAGCAGCUAUAGCAUUGUCUGGGAGCUGGUUUUGUGUGUUAGGAAUACCUUAAUUAUCAGUUCUACAUACAGGUACCUACAGCUGGUAUUUAGCAUGUAAGGCUUUGUCCCCCCCCCUUCCUCCCAUGGUUUAAGAUUUUAAAAUACUUCCAAUGAUUGAAGGAACUCUUCCCUGUGAUAGAUUAUGAAUCUGAAAAUGCUUAUUGUGUGUACAAAUCUUUGCUUUGAACACUUCCUUUUGGUAGUGAGGAUGGUCAGAAUGUUACUUUGACUGCGUGCAAGCUUUGUACAGAAGGGUAAGAAUUAAGGUGUUAAAUUUUAAAUAACUUGUAUAGGGAAAAUAUUUUUAAUUCUGAUAUGCUCAUUAAUUAUAAUAUCUAUUUGUGGUUUUCAGUUCAGUUCCCCGUAAGCAAGUUGUUGUUCCUAGCAGUUAUAAAAUGUUAAAACGAUCAUUUAUAUUUCAAAGUUAUUUUAAUUUCAUAUAAGUGAUACUUUUCAUUUAGGACUGUAUUUUUUUUAAUUUUUUUUUUUUAAAUUUUAAAUACUAAGCACCUGUAGCUCUGGGCUCCCCCUGCCCCAAAGUCAGACUGCUUAUCUUUUUAAUUAUAUUCUUACUGUUUGGUGGUGGUUUCAGCAUCGUUGAACUGAAACAAAUAAUAUAGUUUCCACUGACUUCUUCAAAGGCUUUUUGGAGGGCUUCUGAAUCAAAUGUGUAGGUAAUCACACAACAGAUGCAUUCCUUUACCUACUUACUAUAUCCGUAAUACAGACAUCCACUAAAUUUUUUAUAUAGAAAGUAAUGUUAAAACUAUUAAAAUCGUGGCUGCAGCUCUCUGAAUCAAAGAUCUGCUUUACUAAAAAUAUGGCCAUAAGUUACUUGCAGUAGUUUAUCUCUAAAGUUUCUGGGUGGCAUGUAAUUUCAUGAGGAGAGCUGCGCAGCUUUGAGAACACAAAUUUUAUUAAAGUGUCUGUAGACUGACUUGGUAACAAAAUCAUAGUUGGAGGCUCUAGAUCUUUGUGUAGCCACUUUCUCAUAUGCCUUUUCCAGAGGUGUGGUUUGGUGAUAAUUUUCCUUUUAAGCAACAAGGUUGUUUCCCUCUGCUUCCCCUUCUCUACUGAGAACUGAAUUUUUGUCUUCACACAUUGGAUAUUCUUGCAAAUUCUGCUUUCAGAAAAUGCAGUUACUUUUGAAUGAGGAGAGGAAAUCAGCAUUAUACCUGAGAAACUGUUGAGGAAAGAAUGUCCAUGUGGCUCACCAUUUCAAAUACUUUUCUUUCCCCGAGUCCUUGGAAAGGCAGUGAGAAGAACCCAACAGACAUUUUAGUUACAUUGAGAAAGACUUGCAGAAGCAGACAGUUGACCCAUGAGUUCUGCCUUUUUUCUGUCACUCUGGAGAAUGAAACUUACUAAGCAUUACUUAAUGAAGUCACAGGUAUAUAAGCACUGCCCUAAUUUUCAUUCUCUCUGAUUUACUUGCCUUCAAGCGUAUUCAUAGUUUCAGUAGUAUUUUAACAUACAAAGUCCUCCAAAAUACCCCUCCAAAGAGGGUUUCUUUACUGUGAUUUUGUAUAUCUGUGCUCUCAUUGAUAAAGAAUAAAACUGCCUCUAGGCCGUGCCUCGAGCCAUAUGGUUGUUGUAAGCCAUUUACAUACAUAAGCUUUACGAACAGUUAAUUGAUAUUUUUUCUAAUCCAUUCUUUUGUAAUGUCAUUAUUUAGAGUACAUUUUUGGCUCGGGGCUUCAAGGUCUCUCAGACUGAUCGGUGUUUGUUUUCUUCUGAGCAAAGCAGAUGUUUUAGUUGUUAUUAUUAUUAUUUGUACCACUGUUGACGCUUCUGUGUACAACUGAGAUGAAGUCAAUAUUGUACCCACUAAUCCCUUCCUCCUCCUUUUCCAUUUCUAUUACCAGUGAGUUGUAAGUAAUGGACUUAAGAGUAACUCCCAUAACAGCACAAUUAAACCAACAAAAGGAAAAAAUCCCUUUAGCUAUAGAUUCUUGAUGAGACUAUUGGAACCCAGAUAACUUGGAUAUUGGAACCCAGAUAACAGUUGGUUUUCAUAUGUCUUAGAAAUUUUUUUACCCAUGGACUAGAAGCUACACAGCCUUUUAAUUUAUUUUUAAGGGAUAGUAGGAUUUUAAAGGUAACUCAAGUUUAGGCUGUUCUGAAGGAUGUCUGAAGCUAUCUGAACUUGCGGUCUUUUGCAAGCUAAUUGUAUGAUAUGCUUUUCAAGUAAGUUUUGUCUUCAAAUACAAGUACCUGUGAAGUUUUCUGUAAGCCAGUCAAACACAAAUAUACCAAACUGUGCUCUUAUUUCUACAUCAAGUGUUCCUUUUUUAAAUCAAAAAGCAUGUUUUAAUUUUAUUUUAUUGUAGCAGCUUGCUGUAAAAAUGUAGUUUGCUUAAUUUUUCUAUUGUACUUGAAUUUUAAUCAUGGUUUUAACAAUGUAAUUGAACAGACCAUUUCACUAGGUUCCACAGAAACCAUUCCUUCAGAGGGCAAGGGAUUCCCAUGUUCAUAGUUCAUAAAUGAUUUUUUUUUUCCCUUGGAAAUAGUUUUUGACGCUGUUUUUGUUUUGUUUUGUUUUUUUAAAUAGUUCAGUAUUACAGAAACAAAUAAUGAUUUCAAGAGGACUUAUUUAAAAUUUGCACAGAUAAUGGAGCACCUUUUAAUGACAGAAAAAAUGGGGAAAGAUAACUUCGUUAUUGUAACCGUGAUGACUGAUGGAAAUUUGCAGAGCAACAGGGCAAAACUGGUACUCUUGUGCUUUAUUGGUUUGCAGAAUGCCUGUUUUGCCAAUAUGGCAAGUUGGUUUUUUUUCUGUUGGUUUCCUGAAAGAGUAAAUUUCCUGUAGUGCUUCAAUCAUAAAAGCAACUUUUUUUGCUCUAAUUCUGUUGGGUUCUAGUGCGUGCAAUCAUUUAAAAACAUCUAAGUUGGAAACAUGUUCAAGUAUGUUUUCUUUUAAAGAGAUAAUAGAAAAUUUAGUCACAUAAGGAACUUUAUAUUGGACUAUUUAAAUAAAAUACGAUUUUAUCCCCCGAGUUGCUGGUUAGUGACAAGAUUUCUUUGAGGCUUUGUAUUCCUUGUUCCAACAUUGUACUCAAAAGUUGCAUUUGAACUUAAUUCAGCUUCCUUAAUGCAAUUUAAAGUGGUAAUUGUGGUCUGAAUUAUUUCCAAGAUGUUGAUACCUGAUUCUGUAGCACAGUUUCUUGAAAACAGCAAAGAACACGUUGUGUCAUGUAAUAAGAAACCAUUUGUAAAAAUAUUGUGCUGCAGAAUAGGAGUGAUAAUGUAAAUUUCACUGAGUCUGUGAAAAUAAUUCCACCAAGUGGUAAUUAUGUCACCGUAAAGAAUUACCAGAGAAAAAGUCCUCAAUUCCAGUGAAUCUCCAGUUGGAGACUUAGUUAAGUAAAGUGUGUUUUGAUUGUCUCCUUGGUUUGUUUAAAACAAAAACAAACAAACAAAACAAUCCUUCUAAAACAAAAUGGCCAAAAAUUCUUCUCAAAGCAGAAGCUUCCCAUCAACUGCUAUAAGAUGUUCAGGAGGUGAAGAGUAGUCUUAGGAUAAUGCACACUGAUAUUGGGCUGCUUUACACAGCACCAUGGGGUUUGUUGCGUGCCACCCCCUUCCCUGCUCCACACACACAACUGAAAUCAGAGUUAUUUUCAGACUUUGAGAGUAAUGACUAUAAAAGAUGAAGAAACUUGCACAUUGUUUUGUAUUGGUGUCUGGCAUUUAAAGUCUUGUUUUCCCAUUGCUGUGAUCGGUUGGGAAAUGUGUAAAAAAAAAAAAACAACCAGUCAAUUCGUUUCCCUGUUGUCUACUUUUUUUAGGGAGUUCAUGCAAUGUGUCCUUUAAUUAUUAUUUGGCGGAUUUGACACUGUGGAACAAAAGGAGCUUUUUUAACAGGAUGAACUACCUUGAGUUAGCUAUAUGUACAGUCAUUCAAUGAGACAUGUUCCAGAGUACAUAGGGUACCAAUAGAAUAUGGAGUGGGGGAAUAUCCUUUUUUGCUGUUCUGAGCUACUAUUGUCAACUGCUGUUGUACAUAUACUGUUAUGUGUAAGGGGGUAAAUAUAUUUAUUAUGUUUGUAAAAUUCAUUCUGUACAAUUGCAGAUCAAGGUUGCUCCUCUGUGAUAUACAGGAUAUUAUGUUUCAAAGGCCAUGCUUGGAAUACAAUUAGAGAACUUAGUAUUUUGAUGUACUAAGACCUAUUUUAAGUUUAAUAUUUUGCCUUUGCAAAAACUUUAAUUAAAGAUGUUAUUUAAAAAUGUUUGCCACUUCAUUUACUAUCUUGCAUGUGCAUUUGUUUAAUAUCUGAUGUUUAAUGCUUUCUACCGAAGGGUCUGAAUUAAUUUUCAUAACACGAGUAACCUCUCUGUCA
Messenger RNA from Coturnix japonica (Japanese quail), 5958 nucleotides. RefSeq names its product general transcription factor IIA subunit 1 (gene GTF2A1). Gene Ontology annotation, cellular component: transcription factor TFIIA complex. The record is from RefSeq and is a predicted model, not a curated record. NCBI's taxonomy places the organism in Eukaryota, Metazoa, Chordata, Aves, Galliformes, Phasianidae. Gene Ontology annotation, biological process: transcription by RNA polymerase II; transcription initiation at RNA polymerase II promoter.